AUGGUGGAACGUCCAACUCACGUGAACUCCAGCCAGAACAAAAACUACUCAAGCAGUCAGGCGGUUCUCCCACCAGCAUCUAUACUCACCAGGGGGGGGCAGCGCGAGACGAAGGGGAACUUCACCGCAGAGCCGGUGAAGUUGUUUGUGUACGAGGCACACCAGGGACUGUCGCGGUGUGGGCUGCAGCUCGCCUUUCACGCCAACUUCACCUUCUCCCUCUCGCCUCGAUCUGGCCACGUGGGCUUCAACGGCUUAGCGUUUGUCCUCUCGGCAACGGACCAGGUGGGGAGUGGCGCUGGUGUGGGGUAUGGUGGAAUGGACACACGGAGCAUGGCGGUGGAGUUUGACACUCUGCGGAACAAGGAGCAUGGCGACAUGAGCAGCCAGCAUGUGGGGCUGAACGUUCGAGGCGAGGACAAAUCGCUAGUCGCUGUGAGGUCGCCCUUCCCUUUGAGCAACAGGAGGGCGUACACGGCGUGGGUGGACUAUGAGCCAGGAGACCCCGGCACCAUCCAGGUCUUCCUGGCUGACUCGCAGGAGAAGCCGCAGCAGGCGGUGCUGGAGUGGAGGCUGGCGCUGUGUGAGGUGCUGCAGGGUGCAGUUGAUCAGCCCGCCUUCUUCUUUGGCUUCGUGGCGUCCACCACUGUGAAGCCGUUUCAGCGGCACGUCAUUCUUGAAUCGACAGUGGAUACAGGUAAGCAGUGUGUGCUGGCAGGGGGAUGGGCUUGGCAUGGUGGUUAA
Molecule: messenger RNA, 744 nt
Organism: Closterium sp. Naga37s-1
Lineage: Eukaryota; Viridiplantae; Streptophyta; Zygnematophyceae; Desmidiales; Closteriaceae
Source: the annotation of a GenBank genome assembly